This is a messenger RNA of Mastomys coucha (southern multimammate mouse), 1209 nucleotides long. Its product is annotated as putative gustatory receptor clone PTE01. The record is from RefSeq and is a predicted model, not a curated record. Gene Ontology annotation, molecular function: olfactory receptor activity; G protein-coupled receptor activity. Gene Ontology annotation, biological process: G protein-coupled receptor signaling pathway. Bases 218 to 1177 code for a protein of 319 amino acids. Lineage: Eukaryota; Metazoa; Chordata; Mammalia; Rodentia; Muridae. The transcript has 2 exons. Gene Ontology annotation, cellular component: membrane.
AGCUUAACAUUUCUGAUCCACAAUACAUUAUAUUUAUGUUUCCUUCUCCUAACAUAUUCAUCAGCCACGUUGGAAGUGUCAUGAUUUACUGUUUUCCUACCAGUCCUGAACAUAGAAACUGGGUCAUCAUCACACACCUGGCAAGAGUAAAAGAGUGUAUGAUUCACUUCUGGUCAUUGUCAGAUGGAAAUAAUUUACAGCCUAUUAUUCUAGCCACAUGGAUCAAUAUAAUUUAACAAGUAACUUGGAAUUCCUUCUCCUUGGACUCUCAGAAGACCCUGAACUGCAACCCAUCUUAUUUGCACUAUUCCUGCUCAUAUACCUGCUCACUGUGCUUGGAAAUGUGCUCAUCAUCCUGGCCAUCAGCUAUGAUUCCCACCUUCACAACCCAAUGUACUUCUUUCUCUUCAAUCUUUCAUUGUCUGACAUAUGCUUCAGCAGCACCACAGUCCCCAAAAUGCUUAUAAAUAUGCAGACCCAUAACAAAUCCAUAACUUUUGCAACAUGCAUAAUUCAGGUGUCUUUCUUCUUUCUUUUUGGGUGUAUGGACAGCCUACUACUGACUGUGAUGGCCUAUGACCGAUGGGUAGCCAUCUGUCACCCUCUAUACUACCAAGUAAUUCUGAAUCCUCGUCUGUGUAGAUGGUUGGUCAUAGUGUCAUUUUGUAUCAGUCUCAUAGAUUCACAGGUACACUGCUUGAUGGUGUCACAGCUAACAUUUUGCACUAACAUGGAAAUCCCUCAUUUCUUUUGUGAUGUUCCAGAGCUUCUAAAACUUGCCUGUUCUGAUACCUCUAUCAAUAACAUAGUCAUGGUUCUUGUCAGUAUCAUUGUUGGUUUCCUCCCUGCCUCAGGAAUCUUUUACUCCUACUAUAAAAUUAUUUCCUCCAUUGUUAAAGUCCCUUCAUUGUUAGGGAAAUAUAAAGCUUUCUCUACCUGUGGAUCUCACCUGUCAGUUGUUUGCUUAUUUUAUGGAACAGGUCUUGGUGUAUACCUUAGCUCAACUAUUUCUAGUUCAACCAGGGGAAGUAUGGUAGCUUCAGUAAUGUAUACCAUGGUGGUUCCCAUGAUGAACCCCUUCAUCUACAGCCUGAGAAACAGGGAUAUCAAGAAGGCCCUCCAGAAACUUUUCAGUCAAAUAAUAUCUUACCCACCUAUAUACUCCCAUAAUAUAUAGUAUCUUAAAUUGUGGGUCACAUAACUGAGAAU